Messenger RNA from Alosa sapidissima (American shad), 1848 nucleotides. It is a transcript of the gene sirt4, whose product is annotated as sirtuin 4. The record is from RefSeq and is a predicted model, not a curated record. Gene Ontology annotation, molecular function: NAD-dependent protein lysine deacetylase activity; NAD+ binding. NCBI's taxonomy places the organism in Eukaryota, Metazoa, Chordata, Actinopteri, Clupeiformes, Clupeidae. The transcript is spliced from 4 exons. The coding region runs from base 298 to 1233 and encodes 311 amino acids.
UGUCAUAUUUAAUGCUAGUCAUAAUGGUGGUACUUGAUGAGCCAAUUGUUUCUGAGGUGGUAGUCAUUGUGGAAAAUUUGAGAACCACUGAUAGGCUACAGAGAAUUGGACUACAACUCCCAGUUUCCGCAUGUUUGAGUAACUUACAAUUUCCGUUUCCUGUCUGUCGGACACUUAAAAAAAUAUCCUAUGUUGUGUUUUUUAAGCUGAAGCUUUAUGUCAGUCAGAAAACUGUAUGCUGGUUUUCAUGCUGCAUAAUCUGUGCAUUAUAUGUGACCUCUGCUUUAAAGCGCCCAGAUGAUGACGACGUGGAGACACCUGCCGCGGUACCUAGUCACAAGAAGGGGUGCCUCUUCUUCAGCGUGUGCGGGAGCUGUUAAUUUCGUUCCCACGAGCCGCUCCAUUGAACCCAGCGAUUUGGAACGGAUUCAGGCUUUUGUGUCACGUGCGCGAUGCCUCUUCGUUAUCACUGGUGCUGGACUUUCCACGGAGUCAGGAAUCCCCGACUACCGCUCAGAAGGAGUUGGUCUUUACGCGCGAACGGAUCGGCGGCCAAUGCAGCAUGUGGAGUUCUUGCGCAGUGCCAAAUCUCGACAGCGCUACUGGGCGCGCAACUAUAUGGGUUGGCCACAGUUCUCCUCACACAAGCCGAACUCUGCCCACUUGGCCCUGCGGGACUGGGAAGCACAGGGGAAAGUACACUGGUUGGUGACGCAGAAUGUGGACGCGUUGCAUUCUAAGGCUGGCCAUCAACGUUUGACAGAGCUGCAUGGCUGUACACACAGGGUGGUGUGUUUAGGUUGCGGGGUCCUUACUCCCCGAGAGGAUCUGCAGAGGCGCUUUACUGAGAUGAACCCUGGCUGGGCCGCCGAAGCAGGGUCAGUAGCACCAGAUGGAGAUGUCUUUCUGGAAGAUGAACAGGUGCUGCACUUUAGAGUGCCCUCAUGCCAAAGCUGCGGAGGCAUCCUAAAGCCAGAGGUCACUUUCUUUGGAGAUUCAGUUAACCGGUCAACAGUGCAGUUUGUGCAUGAAAGGCUAGCUGAGUCGGACGCAGUGCUGGUUGCAGGCUCCUCUCUGCAGGUGUAUUCAGCGUACCGCUUCCUCCUUGCGGCGAGUGAGAAACUGAUCCCUGUAGCAAUCCUGAACAUCGGGGCCACGAGGGCAGAUCACAUGGCCGAGCUACGAGUGAGUGCCCGCUGUGGAGAGGUGCUCCCUGCUAUACAGCCUUGUUGACCUCUGAUCGCUCUACGUCACUAAAUGAAAUGGAGACCUCUGGUGUCCUUUAGAGCACAACCAGUUUCAUACAGAAACAAAAAACAACUUUUGUAUUUUCCAAUGGUUUCUCUCAGGAAAUACAUUUGAGAUAGUGCCAGGUCGUGUAAGAGGCCUAGAGACCUAGUACUGACACAAAGGAAUUACCUCAAAGAAUGAACACCACAAUAUGAAUAACUAAAAACUUGCCGUUACAAGAGGGGACAGACUGAUAUUCAGAUGCAGUGCUCCAUUUUAUGCAAACGUUUUACAGGUCCUUUGGGCUUGUAUACAAUAUUAUGUAUGUUUUGAACUGAAUCAGCCUGGACUGGACUUACACUGGACAUAUGACAAUGUCAUAGAACCCAGUGGAACUGUAAAGGGACAUGUUAUGAUCCACUUUUGCUCAUUAAUGAAUACCAACAUGCAGUAAAAGAAGAGGAAAGGAUAUUUGUUUGUAUUUGAAGGCAAAUAACGGACUAGGGUGAUAAAAGAGAGUAAAAUCUGUAUAACAUUUGUCUGAACUACCUACAUUUGUCAUAAAUGGUUAGAUGGUUCUCCUCCAUUCUUGAAUGUGCAAUAAACAGAUUGAAAUUA